GGCUGCAGCUGAGCUUUUCAUGCUGUGUUGACAGGGAGGAAGACAGAUCCAGCUGAAGAAGGAGAAAGAAAGGAGAGGACUGCUGACUCCAUGUCUUCGCCUUCAAAUAAAAGAUCUGGCUCUGGAUCACGCAAGUAUGGCAUCUUUUGUCUUUCGUGAAAUCUUCUUUCUAACAGACAUUCUUUCAAAGUUGCAGCUGUGUUGGUGCUUUGCUGUAUCUAACCCUUCUAGCUGCUAUUGAACUCUCUUAAUCACAGUAAGAUCUCUGCCGCAGUUUAAUGACCUUUUGAGCUUCAAGUGUUUCAAUAAUCCUUUCUCUCUCUCUUCCGCUGCCAUCAUUAAUACAUCAGCUGUUUAGCUCUUUCAAUUUCUCUCUCUCUGCUGUCAAGACUUUUUCACCCUACAACUGCCAGGUUGUGUAAAACCUCCCUGAAGGACCAGUUUAAAAGAUUUAUAGGCAUAUUAAUGUACUAGGAUAUUAAACACAUACAAACAAAUGUGCACUGUCGUUCAAAAGUAUGAUUAGUCUUUUAUUCAAGGCUCCAUUUAUUUAAUUAAAAUACUGUAAAACAGUAAUAUUGUGAAAAAAAAAAUUACAUUUUCAAAUGUUUUCUUUAUUAUAGAUUUUAAAAUGUAAUAUAUUCCUGUGAUGCAAAGCUGAAAUUUCAGCUAUUAUUCCAGUCUUUAAUGUUACAUGAUCUUUCAGAAAUCAUAUUAAUAUUCUGAUUUGCUGCUCACGAAACAUUUAUUAUUAUCAAUGUUAAGACAGUUGUGCUGCUUAAUAUUUUUUUUUUUUUUUUUUUAAAGGAUUCUUUGAAAGUUCAAAGGAACAGGAUUUAUCUGAAAUACUGAAGAUCAGGGUCAAUUUAAUGCAUCCUUGUUAAAUAAUAGUGUUAAUUUAUUACAAAGCCAAAAACCUUAUUAGGAAUGUGUGGAAGUCCGUUUCCAGGGUUGCCAGGUUUUCACUACAAAACCCAUCCAAUUGCCACUCAAGACUAGUCCAAAACUAGCCCAAUCACCUUUUGAAAUGGGAUCCCCUAGUAAAAAUUGCAUUCCAGGGGGGUAAAAUACAAGUUUGUUGGUGGGGUUACCCUGGUAAAAUUCACAUAUCAGAGGCUACAUAUCACAUUAUUAUGGUUGCUUCAACCCGCAGACAUAAAAAACAACCCCAAUUCCGCUGGAAAACCACAGACUUGGCAACCCAGUUUCUGCCACUGAAUAAAAAAUAAAAUAAGGUUAUUGCGACUUUUUAUCUCACAAUUCCGACUUUUCUUCUCGCAGUUGUAAGUUUACAUCUCGCUAUUCUGACUUUCUUCUCAUGAUUGUGAUACAAACUUGUAGUUCUGUCUCAGAACGCGAGUUUGUAUCGCAAUUGCAAGUUAUAAAGUCAGAAUUGUGAGUUUAUAUCUCACAAUUGUUACUUUUUAUCUCAGAAUUAUGAAUUUAUAUUGCAAGUUAUUAAAGGAGAAGUCCAGUUGCAGAACAAAAAUGUACAUCGCCUUUUCAUCCAAGAUGUUCAUGUCUUUCUUUCUUCAGUUGUAAAGAAAUUAUGAUUUUUGAGGAAAACAUUUCAGGAUUUUUCUCCAUAUAAUGGACUGAUAUGGUGCCCCGAGCUUGAACUUCCAAAAUGCAGUUUAAAUGUGGCUUCAAAUGAUCCCAAAUGUGGUUGUAAACGAUCCCAGCCGAGGAAGAAGGGUCUUAUCUAGCGAAACGAUCAGUUUUUUUCAAUAUGCUCGUCUUGUCUUGCUUUGCCUGAACUCUGUGUAUUCUGACUCGAGACAGUUUGGGUAUGUCGAAAAACUCCAAUUGUAUUUUCGCCCUCAACUUCAAAAAUCAUUUCAAAAUCAUUCUACAUCGCUGCAGAAGUACCGACACAGUCUUUACAAAGUGAACAUGCAAAGAAGAUCAAACACCCUUAACAAAAAAGGUAAAACACCGAUAUAGGAGUUAAGAGAGAACAUGAGAUGGGAGUUUUUCGACAUACCCUAACUGUCAUGAACCGGAAAAAAACAGAGUUCAGGCAGAGUAAAACAAGACAAACAUUUGACAUUAAAAAGUAUAUAAAUUUUAUAUAAAAAUAAAUAAAUUUGUAUGAAAAUAACCAAUCGUUUAAGAAGAUAAGACCCUUCUUUCUCGGCUGGGAUCGAUUACAAACGCAUUUGGGAAGUUGAAACCCGGGACACUUGUCCAUUGUUCUCAUGGAGAAAAAUGUUGAAAUGUUUCCUCUUUACGACUGAAGAAAGAACAACAUGAACAUCUUUGAUGACAAGGGGGUGAGUACAUUAUCUGUACAUUUUCGCUCUGGAAAUGGACUUCUCCUUUAAGUCAGAAUUGAGUGAUAUGAACUUGCAAUUCUGAAAUCAUAUUUUCCACACAAAAUUGGACUUUAUAACUCGCAAUUGCAAGUUUAUAUCUCACAAUUCCGAGAAAAAUUCUGAGAUAAAAAGUCACAAUAACAUUUUUACAUUUUUUAUUCAGUGGUAGAAACUGACUUUAAUAGGAAUGGCAGAAAUAACUUUAAAACAAAAAGGAAUUCUGUCAAAUUAUAGAAGAAACAUUUGUUAAUCAAUUAUUCAACAAGCACAUGGAUGAAGCAAUAUUUUAAUAAGGAUCUCAGAAAUACAUUUUCAAGCGUAACUUUAAACUAACAUACUACAUCAUGCAUAUCUUCCAGUUUUUUAAAUGAAAAUCUCUUAAUGUUUUAAGCAAAACUUGUGUAAAAAAAAAAGUGAAUUAUUUUACAAGAAUUGCAAUAAAAAAUGUAAUCAUAUAAAUCAUAUAAAUUAAAUAGUAAUGUCUAAAACUUUAGUUUCCACACACUUCUUCUUUACACCAUUCCCACAUCCAAUUCUGUCCGAAUACAGAUCAUUUUCUCAUUUCAAAAUAUGUACCAGUAGCGGCAAUGAGUUUUAAUGGUAAUUUUGCAGUAGAGCCCAGCUCUGUGCCUCUGUCUCAUCUCUGUUUCCUCAGAUUCAACCUGCUGAAGGCCCUACAGCCUAAGCACCGCUUGCAACAAAUGCUGUCAUCUCCCACUGCGUCCCCUGUUUUUGACUAUUGCAGGUUUAUAGAGCUAGACUACACACCCAUGGAGUCAGGCAUUAUGGUCUCUAUGAGACAGAGCAGAGGAUUUCUGACACCAAAGUCCCCGGAACGCCACUGUCGACGGAGUCCAGCACCUGCCAGUAACCGUGAUCCCUAUGGAAAUGCUUCUCUCAGCAGCAGUAGCAAUUCAGGGUCAUGCAAGGGCAGUGAUGGAAGCCCAACCCAUAGGCGUCACAUAAAAUACACCUCCUGCAAUGAUAACCAUGGUAUCCGACCCCCUCCACCAGAGCAAUACCUUACCCCACUGCAACAGAAAGAGGUGUGUAUCAGACACCUCAGAGCACGGCUCAAAGAAACCAUCGAAAGACUGCAGGACAGGGACACUGAGAUUGAUGAGUUGCGCACUCAGCUGUCUCGUAUGCAAGAGGACUGGAUUGAAGAGGAGUGCCACCGUGUGGAGGCCCAGUUGGCUCUGAAGGAGGCUCGCAGGGAAAUCCAGCAGCUUAAGCAGGUUGUCGAUGUUGUCAGGUCCAGUCUGGGAGACACCGACACUGGAGUGCAAAAGUGCUUCCAAGACAUAAACCUCCAGAACCACAAGCUGGAGUCUUUAUUGCAGAGCAUGGAGCUGGCUCAGAUCGGGACCACCAAAACGGGAGAAAUCCUGGCAGGUGGAGGGGUGGUGGGGGCAGGGCUGGAGGUCAGCGAGGGCCUGGUGGGGUCUUCCGAAGGCUCCCCAGCUCGCUCGCUUACCCGCAGCUCUACCUACACCAAGCUAAGCGACCAGACUGGCCAGGAACGUGGCGGUAAUGAAAAUGGAUGUGAUAUUCCUUGUUUGUCAGGCGAGGGCACGCAGGACAGCGGGUUUGUUUGCUGUGGAGAAAGUGGAAGAGGAGCAAGCAAGGCAGACCUACUCCUGGAGGCUGCGUUUUUGUCUCAAGAGACAGCCUCGCUGCUCGAUGCGUACUCCCGCCUGCCACACUCCUCCACCUAUGAGGCACUGUGCAAUAGCGAGCCGAGAGUUGUGCCACUCCGCUGCGGUGGGAUCGGGACAGGGGCCACUGUUAGUGUAAGUCAUCCAUGUCUGUCACAUCAUCACCUAUACCUGCAUCAUCUGCGUGAGCAAGGCAUUCAGACCGACUACGAGCAUGCCCCUGCUUCGGCGCCUGCCCAUGGUCCAAGUACAUCCUUCAACUCUGAUCUGGACACUAUUGCUGAGCGUACCUUUCGCUCUCAAGCCUGCAGUCCAACCUCUACCUGGAUGUCUGAUGAGGGAGAUGAUCUGGAGUCAGUGGCCACAGAAUCAGCCAUUACGGCAACAGUUGCCACAACUUCUGUCAUCACAGACUUUGUAGAAAAGUCUGCACCAGCUGUUGCAAUGGAGCCUUGGCCACCAACUGCAUCUGUUCCGAAAGGACCUGCGAUUUUGAUCCCCAUGGAGUCCUCUAUCAAAGAGACAACUGUUUCAGAGCCCCAUAUGGUCUUACCAAUCACCACAACAGCUUUAACCACGGAGACCAUUGGAUCCAACUCUGUUGAACCUGUAACAGACCCUUUGCCAAACCCUGACGCUUCCCCUUGCUCCACUCAGCCAUUGGUUGAGACAGAAGAGGAGCCCCUUCCACAGACCACUCAGCCUCGUAGUGUACUAACAGAGGCAGAGGUUGAAGGGGAUCAUGUCGUAAAUAUAAGUGCAGACGAUGAUGAUGAGGUUGACGAGAGUGCUACGAACACAGAAUCCAAAUCGUCCAGCUGUGGUUUACCGGUAAAGAACUACUGGAGCCGGCACUUCCUAGUAGAUUUGCUUGCGGUGGUCGUGCCAGUGGUCCCGACAGUGGCAUGGUUCUGUCGGGGUCCACACCGUGUUGGUCAGCCAAUGUACCAUUUUGGCUCUCUAUUGCGGGGUUGCUGCACUGUGGCCCUCCAUUCCCUGCGUCGAGGAGGGGGCCUUCGGCACUACCCCGCAGGAGGAGGCGGUCCAGGGGGAAUGAGUAUAUGAGAGCAACUCUUCUCUCUGGGGAAGCUUUGAAGCCGGUGAAGCCACUGUUCUUCUGUCAGAGAAGUGGUUAAAACAUAAAAUGAAUAGAGGCAACCAGUGGAAGGAUAGUGUCUGAGCACAGCACCUUAACGCUGUGGUUCUCUACGGUCUAUAUCCAAGAUAAGAAUGAGGAAGGGGAAUCACUAGCAUGUAUUUACACCUACAAAUAAGAUGCUCAUGAAGUUCAGGACUUCAAGUGAGCUUUCACCUUUUUCCACAACUACUACUUUGAGUAAAGAGGCGAGAUGAUGUGUUCUGAAUGAUGGACUGACACAGUGACAUUAACUCAGCUUUGUGAGUGACACUUAAAGAUCCCCUUUAAUAUGAUUGUAUUACCCUUAUUUAGAGCAAAGAGACGCAAUAAGUGAUGGGAAGAAACUGUCCUUUUGUGCGUCCCUCUUACUAUCACAGCAGAGUGUGUGUGUCCUAUGUGUGCGUAUUGAUUUAUUUGAGCGAGUGUUGUGUUGUGUUAAUGUACAGUGCAGCCAAAGUACCUGAAUUACUAAUGGCCAUCAUUGUUGUAGCCGUGAGUGCAGUAGUUUGCUGUCCCAUUACUUUUGCCGGUGUGGCAUAAGUGCAGAACAGUCAUCUUUUCCCCUUAAGGAGCCAGGCAAGCGCCUGCUGAGCUAUUUAUAUGCUUUGCAUAUACCACUAGUGUCCUAGAUACUGUAAAUUCUGUCACGAAAUGAUACUUAGUCCAUCUGGAGUCUUUUAGAUUAAUGUAUUUUUUAUUCUAGGCUCAAUUAGGUGGAAGAGUUUGAUGGUUCAGAAUAUAGCAGAAUGCUAAAUUUGUGUAUUUAGGAAAAGGGUAAUGCAUUCUAAGUAAUAAUAUUAACAUUAAGAAGGGAUUCAGCGUUUAGACAAUGAUCAGGGUUAAAAGACUUUAAUAGGGUCAUGGGAGCUUUUUCACCAGAAAUUAAGUUUGAGUUUGUUUCACUGUGUGAUUUUUCACUGUGUGAACAUCAAAAAACUCUCAUAGCCAAAUGUGUUUGGAUAUAAGGCUAAUC
Molecule: messenger RNA, 6084 nt
Organism: Labeo rohita (rohu)
Lineage: Eukaryota; Metazoa; Chordata; Actinopteri; Cypriniformes; Cyprinidae
Gene: snphb
Product: syntaphilin b
Exons: 5
Coding region: 2903-5038 (711 amino acids)
Biological process (GO): neuron differentiation
Cellular component (GO): cytoplasmic microtubule; mitochondrion
Source: RefSeq, a predicted model, not a curated record